ACGAGCGGAAACUGAACUUUUGUGAUGCUAAUGUUAUGAGUUAGCUGCUAUUGUAGUGCUAAAGCAAGGCCUGGUCGCUUUAAAAGGUUUGAUUCAUUCCCACUACGACCAUGGAGUCUAGCGGUACAGGGCGAGGAGGAUCAUGGACGUCCAGACCAGGCCAGCCACAGAAAAACAAGAUGACCAUGAAUAUUCUUCGUCAAGAGAAAUUAAUUGCUGAAAAGAAGAAGGAGAUUGAAGCCAGAAUGGCAGAGCAGGCAAAACUGAAUGCGCAGAUCGCCAGCAAGCCCCUACCUUCGAGUUUGCCCAGUCCACAGGGAGCGUCUUCCAACAAAUUUGCAAACGAUGGAAGCUUCUUGCAGCAGUUCAUGAAGAUGCAGAAAGAGAAGUCUAAUAAUACAUCUGAUUCUUCCAGUUAUAGUACAACGCCCUCAGUCUCAGCUUCAUCUCCAGGAGGAAUCUCUCAGCAGAAAAAGAGCGUAUUUGUUGGCCAGCGGCCAACCCUUAAAGUUAACAAAAUGCUUAGUCAAUACAAGAGCUUGUCUCAGUCUAAGAAGAGUCCUGUUCUCAGCCAGAGACCAAAUGUGUUUUGCUCAACGGAUGAUGAAGAUGAAGAAGAGACAAAUUACUCCAGAUUCUUAGAGAUGAAAGUCUCUCCCCCAGAGGAUUCAGACACCAGACUCAUCAUCGACAAGAUGGCUUCUUUUGUGGCAGAAGGAGGAGCUGAGCUGGAGAAGAAAGCUAAGGAGGACUACAAAGACGAUCCCGUUUUCUCGUUUUUAUAUGAUAAGAGCAGCAUGGAGUAUCUCUACUACAAUAAAAAAGUUGCAGAAUUGAAGAAGGAUUUGGAGAGAGCUGAGAAUAAAUCAAAUAAUGUCUCCCCCCCAGUGGACGCGGAAACCCUGCAAAUCAUUGAAAAUCUGGCCAAGUUUGUGGCAGAAGGCGGCCCCGAGGUGGAAGAAAUUGCUGUUGAGCGCAACCGAGAGAACCCAGCCUUCAGCUUUUUAUAUGACCACCAAAGUCCAGCUUACCAGCUCUACAAAGAGAAACUGCAGGAGUUCCACACUGCAACUUCCCAGAGCUCUUCACCUCCGGCAGCAGACUUUAGGACAGACGCUCAGCGACCCGGAGUUUCUCCGCUGCUCAACAGUACACCCGUGCUUCACAGUCAGGAGUUGGAAACGCCGCCAGUCAAACGAAAACGGAAGAGUAGGUGGGGGUCUGAAGAUGACAAAGUGCAGCUGCCAAUUCCUCCGAUUGUUAUUCCGAAUGAGGUCAAUGUUCCCGACCCUAAUACGCCCUCCCUUUCCGAUGCAAGAGAUGUAUGAGCUGAUCAUGAAGCACAAGCGUGCCAUGGCAGACAUGCAGAAGUUGUGGGAAAAAGCCAUCCGAGACCACCAGCAUGAAUAUGACAGCGAUGAAGAAGUGGACGAGGGAGCUGGGACCUGGGAACAUCAGCUAAGGAAGAUGGAGAUGGAAAAGACACGUGAGUGGGCAGAGUCUUUGACAGAGAUGGGCAAAGGGAAACAUUUUAUUGGUGACUUCCUUCCCCCUGAAGAACUGGACAAGUUCAUGGAGACGUUUAAAGCACUCAAAGAAGGUCGGGACCCUGACUACUCAGAGUACAAAGAGUUUAAGUUGACAGUGGAGAAUCUUGGUUUCCGAAUGCUCAUGAAAAUGGGCUGGAAGGAAGGGGAAGGCCUCGGCAAUGAAGGACAGGGAAUCAAAGAUCCUGUCAACAAAGGAACUACAGCUUUGAAUGGGGCAGGGUUUGGAAUCGAACGUCCAGCUGAGCUUUCAAAAACUGACGAUGAGUACGAUGCUUUCCGAAAGAGGAUGAUGCUUGCUUACCGCUUCAGGCCAAACCCACUGAAUAAUCCCCGGAGGCCUUAUUACUGAUACAGAGGACCCUUUCUGUCUAUACUUGUUGUUGUUUAUCAUAACAUUUAGCAUUGGCUUCUUGGCUUGGUUAUGAAAUAAACAUUGUUUUAACUGUGGAGUUCAAAAUAUCAGAGAAAAGUGGUUAAAAUCUGAAAUUUAAAGAAAUAUUGUUGGUGACAUUUUCUGUUUACCACAGAACUAUAUUCUUUAAGUAUUUACCCACCGGUUUGUUACAUUUCAGUGUAAAAGUGUAACAAGUUAAAUAUAUGAAGAUUACAUCUGUAAUUUUUUAUGAUUUUCCUACACUUUUAAUUUUCAUCCUUUUAUUAAUCUUCGUACUUCCAACCAAAUAGCAGUUCUGUAUAAAAAAAAAUCAUCUGUAAUACUCGUGAGUUUGUUGCUGUACUCCUUUCAUGUUUUUUUUUUCUUUUUCAAAAUAAAAUCACCCCCUUUGAAAUGUGAAGUUGUCACACAAGUCCCAAGAAAUUCAGUGAGGUGCAGCUGUGUAUUUGCAUUAAACGGCACGUGUGUGUGCUACGUGCAGACGUUUUCUGUGCUUUUGUUGAUAUUUCGGUCACGUUUCAUUUCUGCAUCGCUCUUGUUUUAAAGCAGGCUCACCCUCCUUGAUCAGUGAAAUCAGACCUUCACUUCGGCAUUCCUUAGAGAUGUUUACACAGGAUAAAUAUAACCCGAGAUCCCAGCUGAGCAAGAGCAGCUUUUUAGCCACAUCGUCAAACAAAAAUAACAGAGCUCAAAAUGUAAAUAAAGUUUGUAAGAAGCAUAAAUUAUAAUGGUGGGAUAAACCUAAAAUGUUACAAAAUGAUAAGAAUCAGUGCAGGUUUCAACUUUGUGUCAACAGAUGACAAAGCGUUGUCUGAAAAUUGACAAAUAUUUACCGGUAACUUUUUUUUAUUUCAAUAUAAUCUGUUCUAUAACUGUUGCACAUGUUAAGCAUCUAAAUAUUGUGGAAUUGUGCAAGUAGUGAAUGAGUGGAUCAGAUUUUCUUAUUGUAGAUGGUACCAAAAAACAGCUGCUUUGGAUUAUUAGGAUUCUUUUUUUUUUUUAGCAUAGAUGAGUAAAUGAGUAUUAAGGAGUCAACAAUUUUUAAAGCUGAAGUAACAAAAUUUACAAAAAUUACAUGUUGGGAAAUGUUUGUAAAACAAAAAUAAAUGUGUCUUGCAAAGAAA
Molecule: messenger RNA, 3068 nt
Organism: Austrofundulus limnaeus
Lineage: Eukaryota; Metazoa; Chordata; Actinopteri; Cyprinodontiformes; Rivulidae
Gene: sugp1
Product: SURP and G patch domain containing 1
Biological process (GO): RNA processing
Cellular component (GO): nucleoplasm
Molecular function (GO): RNA binding
Source: RefSeq, a predicted model, not a curated record